AUGGAGAGAGGCUCAGAUGUAAUGAGUGAAUAUAGACCUGUAGCCGGUAUCCGACUCAGGAAGAGGCGAGCUGUCCCCGGCCAGGAUGCGUCUGCAACAGCACUCACGUCACCUGCAUCGGCUCACGGUUCAGGAAUUCCGACGUCUUCCAACAGGUAG
Molecule: messenger RNA, 159 nt
Organism: Haemonchus placei
Lineage: Eukaryota; Metazoa; Nematoda; Chromadorea; Rhabditida; Trichostrongylidae
Source: the annotation of a GenBank genome assembly